CCCCGCUGCGCCGCGGCGCCGAUAGCGGCAACGCGGCAACGCAAUGCGGCAAGGCGGCAGGCCGGCGGCCGGCAAGCGGCAGCUGACGCCUCGAUCCGUGAUCCGAGAGCCAUCGAGGCCUCAACGCCUCUUGUGAGUGACGCGCCCUCCUUUGCACCCACAUGUGUCCAUCUCCUUGCUUCCUGCGCCUCACGCAUUUCCUGGGUUCGCACUCGUCAUCAUCUUCCCACAUCCCACCCGCCGCCACCACCACCACCAUCAUUACCACCUUCCCCCCAGGGCACCUAUUAAAUGCUCGCCAUUUCUCUCACACUCACUUCUCAUCUCCCCCUCCCCUCUAAUCUCCACAGCUCCAUCUUCGCCCACCAUGUCAAACAACGCCUACAAGGACCUCGAGGACGCCUACAACGCCGACGCCGACCUCACCUCCCCCAACGUCGUCUACACCGCCAGCAACGGCGCUCCCAUCGCUCACCCUUACACGGCUCAGCGUGCAGGCACCAACGGCCCCCUCCUUCUCCAGGACUUUCACCUCAUCGACCUUCUCAGCCACUUUGACCGCGAGCGCGUCCCCGAGCGUGUCGUCCACGCCAAGGGUGCCGGCGCCCACGGCGAGUGGGAGUGCACCGACGACUUUAGCGAUGUCUGUCUCGCCUCGCUCUUCAAGAAGGGCACAAAGUGCCCAUUGACCAUCCGCUUCAGCACCGUCGGUGGCGAGAGCGGCUCGAGCGACAAUGCUCGUGACCCCCGUGGCUUCGCCAUCAAGUUCCGCACCGCCGAGGGCAACUGGGACUAUGUCGGCAACAACACCCCCGUCUUCUUCCUUCGCGACCCUGCCAAGUUCCCCCACUUCAUUCACACCCAGAAGCGUGACCCCGCCACUCACCUGGGUGGUGUUGACGAUGCUACCCACUUCUGGGACUACCUGAGCCACAACCCCGAGUCGGCCCACCAGGUCAUUUACCUCUUCGGUGACCGCGGCAUCCCUUACGGUACCCGCUUCAUGAACAGCUACUUCGGUCACACCCUCAAGCUCGUCAACAAGGACGGCGACUGGGUCUACGCUCAGCUCCACGUCCGCUCGGACCAGGGCGAGAAGAACCAGACCGACCCCGAGGAGGCUCUGCACGCUUCGCCCGACCUCAUGCAAAAGGACCUCAUUGAGGCGAUCCAGAAGGGUGACUGCCCCUCUUGGACCAUGAGCGCCCAGAUCAUGACCCGCAAGCAGGCCGAGGAGGCGUGGACCACCAAGGGUAUCAACGUCUUUGACCUCACGCACAUUUGGCCUCACAAGGACUACCCUCUUCGCAAGAUCGGCAAGAUUACGCUCAACCAGACUCCCAAGAACUACUUCUCAGAGGUCGAGCAGAUUGCGUUCAGCCCAUCACACCUGGUGCCUGGUAUCGAGCCCUCCGAGGACCCCGUGCUGCAGUCGCGUCUCUUCUCGUACCCCGACACCCACCGCCACCGCAUUGGCGUCAACUACCAGCAGCUGCCUAUCAAUGCGCCGCGCACGGCGUACCCAAUGGGCAACUUCCAGCGUGAUGGUGCCAUGGCCUUCUUCAACCAGGGUGGCCGCACCAACUUCCUCUCCACCACCGACCCCAUCCAGUUCCAGCCGCGCAAGGUCAACGCCGACAAGGUGCACGCCGACUUUGUUUCCAAUGCCGUCGUCUUCCUGUCGACUAUUCGCCCAGAGGACUUCAACGCGCCCCGCGCGCUGUGGGAGAAGGUUUUCAACGAGGAGAUGAGGGAGCGUCUCGUCAUGAACAUGUCCAAGCACAUGUCGACCGUCAAGGACAAGUCGAUUAUCGAGCGCCAGAUUGGCAUCUUCCGCGCCGUCUCCGAGGAUCUCGCCAGCCGUCUGGAGAAGGCUACUGGCAUCCAGGGCCUCAAGACCCUCAAGGGCGUCACCUUCCGCGGCUGCCACAACGGCAUGGGUGGACCAGACGUUGUCCCCGCAAAUGACCUGCCUCACACCGAGGAGUACGCCUACGAGAACGGUGGCCCCGGUCAGGCUCGCCCCAACUACGCCUAAAAGCCUGAGCGCCAGCUGAACGCUUGGAGCGUCAGCCCGUCGUCACUCGUGGUAGCCAGCUAUAGUGGAGAGUCUGAGAUUGUUAGUAGACCUUUCUCAGUCAGCAGUCUGAAGCCGUAUGAAGCAGUGUGUGAAG
This is a messenger RNA of Cutaneotrichosporon oleaginosum, 2174 nucleotides long. RefSeq lists its product as uncharacterized. Lineage: Eukaryota; Fungi; Basidiomycota; Tremellomycetes; Trichosporonales; Trichosporonaceae. The record is from RefSeq and is a predicted model, not a curated record. Gene Ontology annotation, biological process: hydrogen peroxide catabolic process; response to hydrogen peroxide. Gene Ontology annotation, molecular function: catalase activity; heme binding. Gene Ontology annotation, cellular component: cytoplasm; mitochondrion; peroxisome.